AUGAUGUCAGUUUAUGGGAAAGAGGGUAGAUACAAAGCAAAACAAAACACGAUGAAGAGGAAUGGUAGGAAGAAACAGAAGAAGUACUGUCCGCAGCAGGACUGUAAGUUAUCUGUGUUGCCUGAUGACAUCGUUCUGAACUGCUUGGCAUAUGUCUCAAGAUUGGACCACGGAUCCUUAUAUCUGGUCUCCAAGCUGCACCGCUCUCUAAUGCUUUCCCCGGAGUUAUACAAAGCCCGAUCCCUAACUGGUCGUACCGAACAAUGCAUCUAUUUAUGUUUAAGCAUCCCUCGAGACCCGUUCGCACGCUGGUUCGCCUUCUAUCCAAAAGCCUUAAAUCAUCCUAGUCGGCUGCUUGCGAUCCGGCCACACUUGUAUCAGCCCCCUGAAGCAUCUUCGGUGGUGGCCCAUGGUUGGGGUAUCUAUGUGAUCGGUGGGAUGAUUGCCCGGAAGCCAUCGUCAAGGGUCUUUUUCCUAGAUUGCCGAUCUCAUACGUGGACCAAUCUCCCCUCCAUGGAGUUCGCUCGAGCUUCUGCUGCAGCUGGCGUGGUGGACGGGAAGAUAUACGUUUUUGGAGGUUGCGAGAAACCAAAUUGGUUAGUAGAGGUUUUCGAUCCAAAGAGCCAGACAUGGAGUACCCUUUCCAACCAACCACAGCCACCACAGAAAGUCUUUUACUCUCCUUCCUCAAUGCAGGAGAGCGGGGUGAUAGAGGUGGAGACGAGGAAGAAGAUUUUCGGUUUGAAUGAGGAAGGUAAUGGACUGCUUUACAUUCCGAGUCAAGGCAUAUGGAAAACAGGGAAUUCAGAAACCAACAAACUUAGAAAGGGUUGGCAUGUGAUAGACGAUGUCAUCUACUCUUGUGUAACCGAUGGGUGGAUAUUGUGGUGUGAGGCAAGUGAUUUGGAGUCCGCGGGUGGGAUGAGGUGGAGACAAGUUAUGGGGUUGGAGGAUCUUAGGGGAACCCUUCGUGCCUCAAAACUGGUCAAUUAUGGUUGGGAUUUGCCAUCCCAAGACCUUGACUAUACACUUCCCGGUCACAAACUGAGCAACUCUGGUCCCAACUUGUUACUCUUCUGGGACUGUCUUGCUAAUAGUAAAUGGGAGAUUUGGUGUGCAGAGAUCUCUUUACAAAGGCGCAUGAGAACUGGCGAGAUUUGGGCAACUGUUGAGUGGUCCGAAUCCAUCACAACCAUCGAUCGUCCUCCACAUUGGGCUCCUCCUCACUGUAAAAUUUUAUAUUCUCAAUCCUUCAAUCUUUGA
Eruca vesicaria subsp. sativa (arugula) is the source of this 1263-nucleotide messenger RNA. Lineage: Eukaryota; Viridiplantae; Streptophyta; Magnoliopsida; Brassicales; Brassicaceae. The record is from the annotation of a GenBank genome assembly.